GCUCCCCUCAGACCAGGACGCGGCUGUUGUGAAGAGCAGUUCUCCAUGGGCAAGACACUCAGGACUGACUUCUGGAAAGUGAUAUCAUCUAAGGAGGAAGCCCAGGGAGGAGGAAGAGGAAAGACGGAAAGACAUGGAGCAGGGAUGGCGGCUGUGACUCAGUUGACAUUUGAGGAUGUGGUGGUGGAUUUCACCCAGGAGGAGUGGCGGUGCCUGACCCCGGCUCAGCGUGCUCUGUACAGGGACGUCAUGCUGGACACCUACAGGAACCUGGUCUCCGUGGGAGUCUCCCCUCCCAGAAUGAGUGUGAUUUUGCCAUUGGAGUUCCAGGAAGAGCCCUGGGUGGCACAGAGCCACGUGACAACUCUAGGAGGGCUGAAUGGUUGGGAAGGUGCCAGAGGGGUGAGUGCAGGUACCUCUCUUGGAUAUAUAAUUAAAGAACCACCCAGUAUGGGCAGCGGUAGGGGAGAAAUAUCCCAAAGUCAUGAGGACGGAGGCACUGAUGAGUUUUCCUGCGAGGAAAUCCAGAAAGCUCCUCGUGAGUGGGAGUGGGAGUGGAGCUACACUGAAGGCUGUGCUAAAGGGGUGCUUGUGGUCCACAGAGAAGAGGGCAGUGGUGGAGGAGAGCAGGAGGGUGGGGGCCUCAUGGGGAAGCAGCCCAAAAGCCCGUGCCUGGGACGGCCCCUCCAGGAGCACCUGCGUGGGCUCCCGCAAUACCUGUGUGAAGGGCCAGGGGUGAAGACUGAGGUGGAGAAAUCUGCCCUUGCCAAGGGCUCACAUGUUGCACCCACGGGGAGUCCCUCCAGUGGGAACACACACAUCAUCCCUGCAAGUGAUGACGCCUCCAUCUCUUCUCCCUUGCGCUCACAAACACCCAAAGCACGCGUUCGGGAAAAGCGUCACAAAUGCGGGGAGUGUGGCAAGGCGUUCAGCUUCCCCUGGGCCCUGGAGCGGCACCGGCUGAGCCACACCGGGGAGAAGCCGCACCCCUGUGCCACAUGCGGGAAGGCUUUCAACACACGUUCUCAUCUCUCGGUUCAUGAGCAAAGACAUAGCGGUGUGAAGCGCCACCUCUGCACAGAGUGCGGGAAGGCUUUGUUCUCACAUUCCGAACUCGUGGCUCAUAAGCGAUUCCAUACUGGCGAGAAGCCCUACCUGUGUGGAGAGUGUGGGAAGGCAUUCAGCCAGAUGUACAGCCUCACCGCGCACCGCCGGACGCACACUGGGGAGAGGCCACACCGCUGCGGAGUGUGUGGCAAGGCUUUCGCCUCACGCUGCAGCCUCAAGGAGCACCAGGCUAUGCAGCACGGCGGGGAGAAGCGGUACAUGUGCGACACGUGCGGGAAGACGUUUGGUGGUCGAAGGAGCCUCGCCUCGCACCUGAUUAUGCACACUAGCCACAAGCGGCACAUGUGUGCCGAGUGUGGGAAGGCAUUCACCCGUGCCUCCAGUCUCACCAAGCACCACAGGACGCACACCGGGGAGAAGCCCUAUGCAUGCAAGGUGUGUGGGAAGACCUUUAGCCAGUGUGGCGGCCUCAUUCACCACCAGACUGUGCACACUGGGCUGAAGUCGCACACGUGCACCGAGUGUGGGAAGGCGUUCAGCCGCACCUGCUACCUCAUCAGGCACCGCAGGACGCACACCGGGGAGAGGCCCUAUGCAUGCCAUUUGUGCGGCAAAGCCUUUGCCCAGAAUUGCACCCUUACCAAACACCAGGCCGUGCACAUGCGUCAGAAAGGCACACCGGUGCACCGAGUGUCGGGCAGUGUCCAGCCAGACCUGCAGCCUAGCCAUGCACAGCCACCUCAAGAAGGAGUAAAGUGCGGAGAGCCAAGUGUUGGUGGCUCAUGCCUGUAAUCCUAGCUACUGAGGAGGCUGAGA
Molecule: messenger RNA, 1884 nt
Organism: Dipodomys spectabilis (banner-tailed kangaroo rat)
Lineage: Eukaryota; Metazoa; Chordata; Mammalia; Rodentia; Heteromyidae
Product: zinc finger protein 660-like
Exons: 5
Coding region: 46-1860 (604 amino acids)
Biological process (GO): regulation of transcription by RNA polymerase II
Cellular component (GO): nucleus
Molecular function (GO): RNA polymerase II cis-regulatory region sequence-specific DNA binding; DNA-binding transcription activator activity, RNA polymerase II-specific
Source: RefSeq, a predicted model, not a curated record